Molecule: messenger RNA, 1197 nt
Organism: Menidia menidia (Atlantic silverside)
Lineage: Eukaryota; Metazoa; Chordata; Actinopteri; Atheriniformes; Atherinopsidae
Source: the annotation of a GenBank genome assembly
CUGCUGCUCGACGGUCCACCCUCCGUCUCGUUUCGCUCACGUGACGUCACGUGCGGACACUCCCUUUCCCCCAGAAGAGGGGAAAAGAUGGCGCCCACGCACGUCCUGAGAUGCUGUCAACGGGGCUUAGCAUGGAUACCUGUGAUAUUUAUCGCGCUCGUCGUCUGCUGGUCCUACUACGCUUACGUGGUGGAGCUCUGCUUAUUUACAAUUCCCAGCAUUGGAGAGCAGAUUGUCUACCUGAUCUUCUUCCACCUCUCCUUCAUCAUGUUUGUGUGGUCUUAUUGGAAGACUAUCUUCACCAAGCCAGCCAACCCAUCCAAAGAGUUUUGCCUGCCAAAGGAUGAAAAGGAGCGGUAUGAGAAAGAGGAGAGGCCCGAGUCCCAACAGGAGAUUCUGUGGCGAGCUGCCACCAGCUUGCCUCUGUACACUCGCACUGGUGCCGGAGCAAUCCGAUACUGUGACCGCUGUCAGGUGAUAAAGCCGGACCGGUGUCAUCACUGCUCAGCCUGUGACAUGUGUGUGCUGAAGAUGGACCACCACUGUCCCUGGGUCAACAACUGUGUAGGCUUCUCCAACUACAAGUUUUUCAUCCUUUUCCUGGCCUACUCGCUGGUGUACUGCUUGUUCAUUGCAGCCACGGUUCUGCAGUACUUCAUAAAGUUCUGGACACUUUGCCGGAGGAAAUCGGCAGAAAACUGCCCAAAGAAUGAGCUGCCAGACACUCAUGCCAAAUUCCACGUCUUAUUUCUUUUUUUUGUGGCCGCCAUGUUCUGCAUCAGUAUUUUGUCCCUCUUCAGCUACCACCUCUGGCUCGUAGGGAAGAACAGGUCCACUAUAGAGGCAUUCCGAGCACCCGUGUUCAGAACAGGCUCCGAUAAGAAUGGCUUCUCUCUGGGAUUCCGGAAGAAUAUCGCUCAGGUCUUUGGAGACCAGAAAAAAUACUGGCUGCUUCCCAUCUUCACCAGCCAGGGCGAUGGUCUGACUUUCCCCACCCGGCUGGUCAACACUGACGCAGAGCAGGCCACUGUGACACUGCAGCCAGAGCCCAAUAAAAGCGUGGCGGACGUAGCCAUCCCUGUGAGCCCACUCAGUGAGUCUCAGAAUCGCCUUCUCAGCAACGAUCAGCAUGCCAACAACAUUGAAGAGCAGCUGGCUGACAACAGCUUUAGAACAGGUGAGCUUCAGUGGGAAUGA